Messenger RNA from Melanotaenia boesemani (Boeseman's rainbowfish), 4258 nucleotides. RefSeq names its product FANCD2 and FANCI associated nuclease 1 (gene fan1). The record is from RefSeq and is a predicted model, not a curated record. Gene Ontology annotation, cellular component: nucleus. Bases 289 to 3252 code for a protein of 987 amino acids. Gene Ontology annotation, biological process: interstrand cross-link repair. NCBI's taxonomy places the organism in Eukaryota, Metazoa, Chordata, Actinopteri, Atheriniformes, Melanotaeniidae. Gene Ontology annotation, molecular function: 5'-flap endonuclease activity; protein binding; flap-structured DNA binding. The transcript has 13 exons.
AUUGUUGCUGUGAAGCAUUGAAACCGGUGUUUGCUAGUUUCAGCACAUUUGACAGUUUGUAUCUUUUCAUUUUUCUGUUUGCGUGUGUUAUUUUCUGAAUGUGUAAAGUGCCAAAAGCUGCACAUGGGCGAUAUUUUCAAAGGACAUGUUUCAUUCUUGCUAAGUUUUCGUUUAAUUAAGCUAAUCACGGUAAGCACUUGUAACCAUUUUCACACUACCAAUUAUGCAACAAAGACGAACCUUUGUAAAACGUAGUUUUUAUCGAGUGGCACUGCUAACGCUGGCAGUAUGACAGAAAGAGAUAACGAAGACAAACUGAAGCGAAGGUUAUCGUUGUCUAAAAGUAAGAAGAAAGACUGUGUCAAAGGUGGGACUUCGGCAAGUACAGCGACCAAAACUCCAAUCACGUCGUUCUUCAGCAGCAAGCCUCCACCUAAACUGGCGUGUCCCCUGUGUGGCCAGUUAGUACCAAGAUUCAGGAUCAAUGAGCACAUUGAUCUGCAGUGCCAGAACUUUGAAAGGAGAGACAGCCUUGUCGCCUCAGGAAGUAGCAGUGUAAAACCAAACACCCACCUGUCACCGAAAACCAAUCUCCCCAAGUCCCCAGAGCUGGAUCAAAAACUGGAAGAGGUGGAGAAAGAGACGAACACUAGCCCAUAUUUUAAGAAGAAUAACUUUCAGCAGGCACCACGGAAGAUAAACAGCAAGACUGUGGUCAGGACUAUUGACCUUGGAAGUCUGUCCUCCAAGUUAUCCAGAAAAUAUCAGAAUACACCUGAGUCGAAACACAUAGAGGAUAUAAAUGUAACCAAGAAGACAGAUCCUUCUGAGACUAUCAGUAGCUCCCAGAAGGAAAAUGUACACAUUCAGAUAUCAGAGGACAAAAAAGAGUGUGUUAAGGAUAUAAUGGUCAGUGUGGACACUCCAACAUCAUUGGAAGAUGCAUCAACUUCUAAAAAUGGACAUAAUCCUGAGCUCAAAGCAUCUAAAUCAAGUACUACCCCAACAAUGGUUUCUACAAAAUUGCAAUCAUCUCCCUUCAAAGUAGCCAAAAGAAAAAAUGAAAUGACUUCCAGUGUUAGCUCAUUUGACAUUCAAAAGAAAGCUAAGUAUAAGGAGAGUGGUAGAAAACUGAAGGAAAUGUCUUCUGAGAUAACUCAAACUGACUGGCAUAAAAGUGAGGUAUCCUCAAAUUGGGAUCCAUCUUUGAGUUCAGAGGAGUCAUAUGCAAGAAGAGUUGCAGGUAUUAGUGGUGACUCAGUUCCCGAGUCUUCUGCUGAGAGCUCUAAGCCCUCAUCGCUUCCUUACUAUCUUCGUAACUUCAGAACUGUACUGCAUGCUGUGCUGGAGAAUGAAGAUGACAAGGAGUUGUUCAACCAGGAUGAUAUGUCACUGGUAGAUGCAUUUGACAAGCUAUCAGUAAAAGGUCAGAAGCUGUAUGUCAGGCUUUUCCAAAGAAAACUGAAAUGGCUCCAAGUAAAUAAACUGGAUUAUGACGAGAUUUGCAAAGAUCUAGGACCUGUUGCACAGGAACUGGUUCAUAGUGGUUUUCUGCAGACAGAGAAUGAUCUUGAGGAUCUUGGGGAAGCGCUAGAUCUCCUACCUGCUCCGGAGCUAAAGGCUCUAGCCAAGACUUUCCAUCUGGGCAGUUCUGGGACUCAAAAGCAGCAGUUGGUGGACGGGCUUCUCCGCCUGAGCAAGCAAAAGUCUUUCUUCUCUCUGUCCUCUGCUCAAAACAACAUUGGAAUAGUUAUCCUCAAACGAGCGAAGCAGUUUGCAGGUUCCUGUGUGCGCCUGUCUCGUGCCCCUAGAGCCGUGUUUUCCCGCAUCCUUCUGCUGUUUUCUUUGACGGACACCAUGGAUGAGGAGGAGAUGGGAGCUGGAGGACAGAACCAGCUCUUUACUAUCCUACUGGUAAACUCAGGACGUCUUGCUUUCCCAGACUACACAGUCCAUCGAGUGGCCAAGGUGUUUCAGGAUAGAGAGGAUCUUAUCAGAUAUGAAGCUUCCAUGAGAGCCCUUCUAGAGGUUACCUCAGCUAUGCAGGCUGGUCAGUGGGAACUGGCCCUGGACCUUUAUAGUGCUGCCAAAAGCACCUGGCAAGAGCUGAGGAAAAGCCAUGACCUGAGGCACCAGGAAGAGCUGCCCGUGUUCCUGCGCAGCUUCACUACAGGAUGGGCUUACACCCGAAUUUUAUCCAGAGGAGUGGAGAUUUUGCAGAGGCUACGUCGCUAUGAGGAGGCAGUAGAAGAGCUGCAGUCCUUACUACAACAGUCUAUUUACUGUCCUGACAGCCGUGGCCGAUGGUGGGACAGACUGGCUCUGAACCUUCACCAGCACCUCAAAAAACCUGAGCAAGCCAUUUGUGCUAUCAGAGAUGGGAUGUCAGACACUCAGGUGCGCACAGGGCAUAAACUCUCCCUCUAUCAGAGGGCUGUUAGGAUGAAAGAGUCUGCCAGUUGUAAGAAGUACCGCCUACAACUCAGAGAACUUCCCACUGUCCAAGUCCAAGAUGUCAAUCAUGUGACUAUUCGAGGACAGCUGUUUCCUCAUGAGGGCGGCAUGGGGAAAUCAAAGUUUCUUUUACAAAAACAUGAAGAUGGGGAAGAGUCUGCUCAUGCCACUGUAAUAUGCUCUGUGGAAGAAUUAGCUUUAGCACAUUACCAGCAACAAGGUUUUGACCAAGGGAUCCAUGGAGAAGGCUCAACAUUCUCAACCUUGUUUGGUCUUUUUAUGUGGGAUAUCAUUUUUAUGGAGGGUAUUUCAGAUGUCUUCCGAAAUCCAUACCAGACGUGCCCGUUGGAUCUCUACACAGACUGUUUCUAUGAGAAUAGAAAGGAAGCGAUUGCAUCUCGUAUUCAGUUACUUGGGGAAGCUUCUAUACAAACUCUGUGUGACAUGUUGGAAGAUAUCUGGAACUCCCAGGAGAGUAAAGUGUGCUCACUGGUCAGCUGGGAACGUUUCUCAUCCCUUCAACAGGCGCAGUCUCUUGUUGCAUGCUUGGGUGGAACCUUCUUAGCUGCAAUAAUAGACCGAAUGGGAAAAGACUACAGACACUGCCGUGGAGGUUUGCCUGAUCUCGUGGUGUGGAAUACCUCCAACAACACUUACAAGCUGGUGGAAGUGAAGGGGCCCAAUGACCGACUGUCCCACAAACAGCAGAUCUGGCUGGAUGAGCUGCAGAAACUAGGGGCUGAUGUGGAGGUGUGUCAUGUGACAGCUGUUGGAGCCAGAGGCGCUCGUCUGGAGUAGGAAGACAAAGAAAUGUCUGAUGAUCAACAAAGACUCAUUAAUCAGCCGGAAUUGAAGCAUUACAAACAUAAUGAGAAAGCCUCCUGGAGAAAAGAAUCUCAAUCAGAUAAGUUUGGUACAGACCACAUCUGCAGAUUAUUUAUAAUAGCUUAAAAAUGGUAAAAAUCUUAAUCUCAGAAAUUUAAAUAAACUUCCAUCCAUCUAAAAUGUCAUCAUAUUUGAAUAUGGGGAAUCAUUGAUGCCCUUGGAUAUAGAAAGACAUACAAUAUGAGAUAAAGAUCAGAGUUUGCUUACAGACAGUAGGAGUUAAUGCAUGAAAGAUAAUUUUCCAACCACAAAACAAAGUUAAUGGUGUUUCUUUUUCCUUUGUAACACAAUAUUAACAGGAUUUUGGGUUACCAAGCAACAAAAGCUCACAUUUAUUUGAAUGUGUAUGACUUGCAUUACGGGUCUAUGAGUCUGUUAUGCAACCAAUUAGUGUGGUAAUGGGCUUAUAAAUGUGCAGUUUUACAACUAUCCAUCAAUGUGUUAAAAACAACUGGUACCAAUAAAGAUACCAUAGAGCUGCUAUUAAAGGUCAUUUUUAUUUUCAGUGAUGGAUCUCCAGUGUAUUCUCUAUGUUGGAUAAUAAGUUGAAUUAUUAAAAUAAAUAAAGGAUGAAAGUAGACCCUGAACCGUACAAAUCUAAAACGCUUGUGACUAAUUUUCUCUGGUAAAAAGGCAUUUUACCUCCAGCUCAGUUUCAUAGGCUAAUUACAACUGAUCAGCUCAUUUUUGUGUGUUUGUGCGUGUGGGAAGGAUAUGAUUAAACUAUAAAAACAAGGUAAAUCAGAAUUCAUAGAGUCCAAAUCAACAGUAUUUGAUUUUAUAAGUGACUUUACUACAAAUAACACUACAUAUUAUCAGAAGUAGCCUGUUGAGAAAGAUGGAAGUAGUGAAUGAUGGAUCAGUUACAUUUUACAAUGUGUUAAUAAAUAUGUGGUAAUCUGAAUAUUAAACGUUCAUU